AUGAGCUUUGUUUCUGGACCGAGAGAAAAAGCCAAGCAGCCAUUCAGAGGCUCAGGCAGAGGUCCACACAGCCCGGGUGUAAUAGCGAGGACAACUGCGAGCGUGCCCUCGGUCUUCCUAUCGGCGCUGUGCUCCAUGCAAACGAGGCAUGACUGCGGCAUUAGCCUAAAAAGGCAGCCACGGAUAAGGCAGCGCUCGCACCAAGUCAAGCUGCAGCUAGUUAAAGAGAUCCCUUGCCUGAGGCUGUGGAGGAAGGCCAAAAGGAGACACCUGAACCAAUUUCACCUUCAGAUGUCGGCCCGUGUGCCUCCGUCGACCCUGGGGACCUUGCUUCUAGCUGUCCUGCAGGGGGGAGAUGGGGAGAGGGACAGAGGAGGCCAGGACGAGGGCAGCUGGGGAGGAGCAGCUGUGAUCUGCCCCGGAUGGGACGAAGGUGGCGACGGCUUGCUGGCUCACCUGCAAAGGCACAGCGGCCCUGCCUGGCAUCUGUCGGACAUCAUCAACCUGACCCGCAUUACAGGCAGUAGGGACAGAAGGGGGGAGGCCGGAGAGGAAAGAAGAGAGGAUCAAAUGGAGGAAGAGGCUUUGAACAUCAUUUCCACCAGCUUCCUGCGCUCCACCUCUCCUAUCUCCUCUGUUCUCCUCCUGGGAUCUGAUCCCGAGUGUCUCUCUUCAGUCCUGAGAGCUGCUCAGCGUCUCGCUUCCUCGCUUCCAGCGCUGCAGUGGAUCAUGGGAUACCCCUUGUCUCCCGAUUCCCUGCACACUCUCGGAGGUCCGCUGGGACUAUUAGCCUAUGGAGAGGUCGGCCGCAAACCGAUAAGCUUCUACAUACGGGACGCGUUGCAGCUGAUUGGUCGAGCAGUCACUGCAGCGACGAUGGUGAGGCCGGACUUGGCUCUGGUUCAGAACAUGCUUAAUUGUUAUGACAAAUCCAAUCGACCAGAACUGACCUCUUCGGGACAAUAUCUUGCCAGGUUUUUCUCCAAUACUUCCUUCACCGGGGGCACUGGGCUGAUCCAAGUGGAUGCCGGUGUCUCUCGGAUCCUGUCCUCUCAGCUGUUCCACGUGUGGAGUCUAAAGAGGGGUGCUCUCGGCCAGCCGGCCUGGGUUACCGUAGGACAGUGGACCCGUGGCCGACUGGAGUUGGAAGGGGGCAUCCUGGGAUUGGUGGGAGGGUUCGGGAACAGCCAGGGACUGGGUCUUGGGGCUGGCGUAAGGGGAGGGGAUGGCCAGGGGGACGGUAACAUCGGUGAUCGCUGGAGGCCGGGAAUUUCCGUCGAGGGACACCGUCUCAGGGUGGUGACACUGGUGGAGCAUCCGUUCGUCUUUACACGGGAGGUAGAUGAGGAUGGUUUAUGCCCAGCUGGUCAACUUUGCCUCGACCCUCGAACCAACCGGUCCGAUAUAAUCCAGGCCCUGUUCAACCAGCUUCACAACCCAAACUCUACGGCAGUGGACUUGGAGGGCAUUGAUUUACCGGACGACCUGAGGAAAUGCUGCUACGGCUACUGCAUCGACUUGCUGGAGAAGCUGGCGGAGGACAUGGGCUUUGCCUUUGACCUUUACAUUGUGGGAGACGGGAAGUACGGGGCGCUGAGCGGGACGGGGCGCUGGACCGGCCUUGUUGGGGACCUGCGAAGUGGAACCGCUGACAUGGCCGUCACCUCCUUCUCCAUUAACUCGGCCAGGAGCAGAGUCAUAGAUUUCACGUCGCCCUUCUACUCCACCAGCCUAGGCAUAUUGGUCCGUAGCCGGGACACCGCAGCUCCCAUCGGAGCCUUCAUGUGGCCACUUCACUGGUCCAUGUGGGUGGGCAUCUUCGUCACGCUGCAUCUCACUGCACUCUUCCUCACUCUGUACGAGUGGAACAGUCCCUUUGGCAUGACGCCUCACGGCAGGAACAGGCUGCGUGUUUUCUCCUACUCCUCUGCCCUCAACCUCUGCUACGCAAUACUGUUUGGACGCACUGUCGCCACCAAGACUCCAAAAUGCUGGACCGGGCGCUUCCUGAUGAACCUCUGGGCUAUUUUCUGCCUACUGGUGUUGUCCAGUUACACCGCCAACCUCGCCGCUGUCAUGGUGGGAGAAAAAACCUUUGAGCAGGUUUCAGGAAUCCAUGACGACAAGCUGCACCAUCCCUCCCUGGGCUUCCGAUUUGGAACGGUGAGGGAGAGCAGUGCUGAGGAUUACAUGAAGAAGAGUUUCCCGGAGAUGCACGACUACAUGAGACGCUUCAACCAGCCCACAACACCAGAGGGCGUGCACAUGUUAAAGACAGAUCCUCCUGCCCUGGAUGCAUUCAUCAUGGAUAAGGCUCUGUUGGACUUUGAGGUCUCUAUCGACGCAGACUGCAAGUUGCUCACUGUGGGGAAGCCUUUCGCUAUUGAAGGGUAUGGAAUCGGACUUCCCCAAGGCUCCCCUCUUACCCGUAACGUGUCGGAGUUUGUGAGUCGCUACAAGUCCGAUGGGUUCAUGGACAUGCUACAUGACAAAUGGUAUAAGGUUGUACCCUGUGGAAAGAGAGUCUUUGCAACUCUGCAGAUGGGGAUCCAGCAUUUUUCCGGCCUCUUUGUGCUGCUGUGUAUGGGGGUCGGUGGAGCUUUGCUGACCCUGGCAGGGGAACACACCUUCUACCACCUGGUGAUCCCCCGCCUCCGCCGCACCAACACUCUGCAGUACUGGCUGCACACCAGCCAGAAAAUUCACCGAGCCCUCAACACGACAUAUGAGGAUGAUGGGAAGGAGCUGACAGGCCUCGACCAAAACCCCACCUCUUGUAUCUCAGAGAACUGUACCCUCCACAGGAAGCAGCGUCAGUCUCCUCCUCCUCCGUCUCCUCCCACAUCCCUGCCUGCUUCCACAGCGGGGGGUACUGGAAAUUCUUCGCCGUCCCACGAACCCAAGGAGAAGCGUGUUCACUUUGACCUGGAAACGCUUCACAGCUACCGCCUGCGUACCCACACUGCAUCAGUGCGAGGCCGGCCGGGGAUGGUCGGGCGACCGGGGCUGGGUCUGGGGUUGGGAAACCUGGGGGGCUUUACCUCUCCCCCACAGAUCAGCCUUCACGUCAACGGGGGCCCCGUGUCGACGAUGGCUUCCACCGGUUUGGUGCUCUCUCCACUGGGGAACCGGGCCGCCCAGACCAGCCUGUGGGAGGGCGAGCUGCAGGAGCUGCAGGCCAAGAUCGAAACUUUCCGCAACCAGCUGAGGGAGGCUCUGGCCAGAAGGGCGGAGAUCCAGAGCAGUCUGGAGAGAGAGAGGAGCGGGCUGGUGCGCAGAGACACCAGUCUCGAGAGAGAAAGAGACAGACAGAGGAUACAGACAAUUAACACGGACAGAAGUAGCUCCGCUCUGUCCAAACUCCCCGAGAGGGACAGGACCAGCCAGCUGCAAACCCUGAACAAUCAGCAGCCAGGGAGGGCCAACCAAUCAAGUGGACCCGGAGCUGCGGAGCCCGGCAGAGGCAGCCAGUUAAACACAGUGAACAGUCUGGACAGAGGGAGAGCCGGCCAAUUACGGCCCUCGGACACGCCAACCGGAGAGAGGACUGUACAGUCUCGCAUCUCCUCGAGUUUGGAGCGAAGUAGGGUCAACCAACAAGGUGCCGGGAACACGGCUGUCCAAACACGGAACACUUCAAGCCUGGACAGGCAGAAGGCUAACUUGUCACGCACUCUGAACACUUUGGAGAGGACAAAAGCCAACCAGUCAGGUGUAAGCUCUGGAACCUGAUCAGCGCGCAGGAGUCUGAUAUAUGAAGGGUUUUAAGGGACACUAAUGAGGUGUUGCCUACAUAGCUACGGGAAGAAGGCCUGGAUAUUAUGGCUAAGUUUGUGGGGAGUUAGAUAACAGAUUGCAGUAUAUUUUUACUUGCAUUAUUUUCAGAAAACUAAUACCCUUUCUCAACCACAAUCAUUGACACACUCACUUCAAAUUCCAACUUCUAAAAUGUUACAGCAGCUGAGGGGUUGAUGAAAUGCUCGCAUCACCCACACAGUCUUAAAAGAGCAAUAUGAUAUGAUAGUAUUCCUGACAUCUUAAACUAACAGAUAAACAAGGUGAACUGGCAGUGCUAAAGUAGUGAACCACGCUGUGGAAACCAGUGGGUGACGUCCAGAAACCUGAAGCAGGAGACCUUAUUAAGAGCAGAGUUUUAUGCUGAGAGAACUUGUGUAGUCCUUGUCAUUUGUGUGAUCAUUUCCCUAAAAAAUGUGAACGAUGUAGACAAUAAGAAACUGUGAGAAAAGAAUUGCACAGACUGAUCGGAUCUACUUGAAGACACCAUAAAAAGCUCAAUCAAAUUUUACGCCUUUACUUACUUUGCUGUGCCCCACUGUCAUUUUUUGCUCAUUUUUAUUGUAAGGUCUCACCUUGUUCAUUUAGCAAAUGUCAUAACUGAAUGGUUUCUUGGGAGCAAAGUAGUUAAGCAGUGUAUUGCAUGAAAAUCAAUAAUAAUGGGAUGAUUUCUUUUCCGCAAACAUUGAGCCCGAAUAUAUCUUCGUCCAUAACUGCCAAAUGGAGUAAACGUGUGGUUCAAGUUGUAAACUGUAUUUUUCAAAUCAAUUGUGCAAAUAUAUUAUAUAUUACAUAAUAUGCAAACAUUAAUUAUCAGUUUUACGUAAGUUUUCAAAUCAAGGAACUUAACUUGCACAGAAGCCAAAAAAUUAGGCUUAACAUUUGCUCUUGAAUACUGGGUGAUAUCAUGUGUGAAGCUAUAUUUACCACUGUGAACACCAUGUUUCCCAUCAUUAGUAAAAUGUUUGCUAAAAGGGUUCGUGAGAACAGUUCUGCACAUGGUGUGUUGGUUUGCAUAACUGCCUCACAGAAAGAAGGCUCCUGGUUCCAAUCCCAGUUGUGGUCUUUCUGUUUGGAGUUUGUGCGUUCUCCCUAAAAUACAUGUUAGAUUAUUUGUGAUUGUAAAUUGACCUGAGGAGUGAGUGCAUGGUUGUUUGUCUCUGUGUAACCCUGGGAUGGACUGGUAACCUCCCCAGGGUAUCCCCCACCCUUUUUCCUAGUAAAUAAUGGAUGGAUGAGUUACAACUCGAAAUUGAAUUCAUCGAAAUAAUACACUAAUAUGUCCCAUGUCAAACCUAAGAUUCUAUUAGUUCAGACAAAUACAUGCUCAUUUUGAAAUUGAAGAUUGCAACUUCACUUCAAAUAUGGACUAAAGCCUGCUUUAAAAAGGUGUUUGUUUUUAUUAAUUUAAGAAAUGAUCAAAUUAAUCCUGUGUACAGUGUCUGCAAGAACUGAAAAUUGGAAGUCCACCGAUAUGUUAAAGCUUUAUCAAACAAUUAACUCCACCGUAACAUUAAAUGUUUUAAGAUUUAAGCUCGCAUCAGGAGAUUUUUUCAUAUGUAGUGAAUCAAAUCAUAUGACAAGAUCAGAGGAUAACAUUUAGCAACUGUGCUCUUCGAGGGUUUGAGGUGGCAUUAAAAAGGAAUCAAAAAUACAAGGUUCUGCCACCCAAAAUACUGAAAAUAACUAUAUAUUUCAUGCUAACCAACACAUUUUAUGAUGGAUAGAAGUGAGCUAGAAAAGUGAACCUGCGGUGUGGAUGAAAAAAGUAGCAGUCACUUCAAAGGCCAUUAUCUGUGACAGUAUGGAGGAACAUUAAAUGCAAUUUAUGCAUGAACUUCACAUCUUUGCAGACCUUAACGUAGCCGCUCAUCCUAUGCAGUAGCUUCCAUGUAGCCUUAUUUACACCUUGCCAAAAACAUGACUACAUGUUGCCACUUGGUGGUCUGUAUUUACACCACGUCCUGCUUUGCUUGAACAGAAUGUCCCUGAGGAAAACACUGCAAAUAUACCAGGCCGUAAUUGCCUCAGAGACCCUCACAAUGCACCUUUGAGCGAGUGCAAAUGCUAAUCAAACAUAAGCACUCAUGUAUUUAGAUAUAAUUUUGAGUAGCUGGAAUCCCCUGUAAAGCCCCUGUUUUUGUUUGUUUAAAAAAUCAGAUACUAACAAUUAUUUAAAUAAAGAAAAUUGGCCACUUCUUUACCUAUGACCUUUAUUUACUUCCUUCAAAUUCAAAAUGAGCUUUCUUUGAAGAGAACAGCAUUUUUCCUUGAUGGGAUAGGGUUGAAUAAGCUAUUGUUCCAAUAUUGUCAAAUAGGUGCCGUGUUUUAUAUUAAAAUCAGUGGAUUGAGUUGUAAGGAUGAAUAUGAAAUUAUACAUCAUGAGCAGAGAAUGUAGAGGCCAAAGAUAUUCUGUUGAAAGGAUGCCGCUGGAAAAAUAUAAUCUGAAGCUUUUCUUCUAUUUGCUUUUUUUCUGACAUUUUCAUUACUUGAAGGGAUUUAAUUGACUUUUUCAUGUUAGCAAUAACUGUAUAACUUGUUUCAGAGAAGCUGAAGUAUGGGGGGGGGCUCAUCUUGGUUGCAUGUGGUUGUUUUUUGUUCGCAUGUUUUUUUUUAAGGAAAGAAAGGGAAAGUCAUUGAAAUGGAAAAAACAGAGUUUAAUUGGUGCUGUGCCUCGUUUACCCAGUUGACCACUAGAGGGAGCUGCAUCCCUUCUUCCCGCAGCUAUGGACACUAUGGUUUGGAACUUGAGUUUUUUUUUGUUUGUUAUUGUUUGUUUGUUUGUCGAUUUGUUUUUCAAGAAAAAUCAGAAAUCAGUAGGUUAAAGCCAUUGACUUAGGACUUGACUUUAAAGAAUCAGAAUGACAGAUGCAUUUUAGCUCACACUGUCAUGCAGAAUAUGAGGGUAGAUGAGGUUUAAUGGAAUCUCUCAGUGACCAUAUCAGUGCAGUUUCACCGUAUCCAUUUGAAAUGUGUCUCUCAGUGCUAUAAACAAGAGAUUUGACUGGUCCAAAUACUUUUUUUAAAAGCAACAAAAAAAAGAGCAGAUGCUGAGAUCACAUAAACAGAACUUUAUGGUGGUACUAAUGUACAUUUCAAUAUUUCAAACUUUGCUGUGGUGUGAAGUGGUUGUGUUCACAUGCCAUGGUGGACGUAAAUGUGUUAGGGUUUUUCUCAAGGACGAGCUUGUGGUACUGGAUAUUUAAAGAGAUACUUUUAAAUUACCUCUUAUGAGAGUUAUAUCAACAUAUUAUUGAAUUUUAUGCAUAAAUGGACA
This is a messenger RNA of Menidia menidia (Atlantic silverside), 7072 nucleotides long. Lineage: Eukaryota; Metazoa; Chordata; Actinopteri; Atheriniformes; Atherinopsidae. The record is from the annotation of a GenBank genome assembly.